UCUCGCUUAUUGUGUGAGCGAGUCGGUUCGUUAUUUUUUCCCAAUUUAGUUGUAUCAAGUUGGGGUUCAGUUAUUGUAUACUGUCAUAAAUCCGACUCUCAAGUCGACACCGAGACCACUUGUCGGUCGGUUGUGUAGCAGUGUCUCAUAUUGAGCCGGGUUUCUGGUCUGAUUCCUUUGUAAAUACUGUUAUUUGUAUAUACUGUAAAUGAUGACGUCCAUGGGCGGAAACAAAGCCCGGGGCAGCUGGGAGCAGACACAGGGCCAGACACAGAGCCAGACACAGCACAAGCAGAGGCCUCAGGCUACUGCGGAGCAGAUCCGACUCGCGCAGAUGAUUUCAGACCACAAUGAUGCAGACUUUGAAGAGAAGGUCAAACAGCUGAUUGACAUUACAGGCAAGGAUCAGGAUGAGUCUAUGAUCGCACUGCACGACUGCAACGGGGAUGUCAACAGAGCCAUUAACGUGUUGCUGGAGGGUAGCCCAGACACUGACUCUUGGGAAAUGGUGGGAAAGAAGAAAGGGGUGUCAGGCCAGAAGGAGACGAGCCAGGGCGAGACCGGAGACGAAGGAAAGGAGAACAGGGAGAAAGGAGGAGAUAAAGAUGUCGCACGUCGUCGAGGUGGAGCGCCGCGCAAGGGCCGUGGAGCCAGCAGGGGACGAGAGUUUCGUGGUCAGGAGAACGGCCUGGAUGGAGGAAAGGUUGGAAUAGCUGGAAGAGGUGCAGAGCGAGGCCGAAGGGGAAGAGGCAGAGGAAGAGGGACUGUUGCUGUGUCUGCACGGCGAGGAGGCAGAUUUUCGGCGCAGGGAAUGGGCCAGAUUGAUAAGGGGCCCAGAUUUGAUAUUGCAGAUGGUGAGAGAACAUUCAACCCUGCUGACUAUGCGGAGCCGGCUCAGACAGAGGAAAACUACGGUGGAGGCAGCACCUGGAACAACACAGGAAGCGUGGAGAUGGAGGAGGGAGCAAGGUUGGAGUAUUCUGCCGGAGAGGGAACAAAUUACCCGCCCAAGUUUGACUCUGCUCCUGGUGCCUGGAGGACUGCCACAGAGGAGUGGGGCACUGAGGACUGGAAUGAGGAUCUUUCAGAGACCAAGAUAUUCACAGCUUCCAGUGUUGCGUCCAUUCCUAUGCCUCAAGAGAAUGUUACCAUCACCAAAGGACAAAGGAUUGACCUUGCGGUGCUUCUGGGGAAGACUCCCCCAUCCUCGUCCUCAGAGACAGAAAAUCCCCCCAUGGAGGCCACCCAGCCCCCCUCCUUGUCUCAGUCACUGGUUUUCAGCAACUCCAAGCAAGGGGUGCCACUGUCUCAAACACCCUCCAGCACCCCGUACACCCAGCACAGCAUGGUCAGCAUGCUGAGCAAGGGUUUCGGGGAUGUGGGGGACCCCAAAGCAGCGAGCACGGGGACCACUGGCUCUCAGUUCCUGGAGCAGUAUAAAACAGCUCAGGCACUCGCUCAGCUGGCUGCCCAGCACUCCCAGACAGGACCUCCAAACACAGCGCCUUCAUCCUGGGACACCAGUGCCGCCUCACUGGGACAGUAUGACAUGAAGUCUCAGCCAGAGUCUUCGGUCCAUUCGCCCUUUGCAAAGCGGCAGCCGUACCAGGCCGCCACCUCGACCUCGUCCAUGUUGGAUGUUUUCCUGCAGGACAAAGGCCUGCCUCCUUCCUCUGCAUCUUCUUCCUUACCCCAACGAACAACAUCCUCGCCCCACGCGGUGCCUCCGCCUGCUUCCGCCCUCCCCAAAAUGGCAGCAGUUCCCUCUCUAGGUCAACAAGUUUCCCCGAGUUCCUCAGAUGCCCAGAGUCCUCUUCCUCUGCAGCAACACAAACUCAAACAGCAGAAAAAAAGGACCUCUAUUUCAACAAAGAUUCCCGCGAUGGCAGUGGAGAUGCCUGGCUCCACGGACAUGUCAGGCCUCAAUCUUCAAUUUGGAGCGCUGCAGUUUGGGUCAGAGCCAGUUCUACCGGAGUACGAGUCGGCCCCCACAUCCUCGAGCCCGGCCAACCAGGUUCAGAACAGUCUCUACACGAGCCCCAGCAGUGAAUCAGCUGCAGCUCUCUCCACCUCCAGCCAGAUGGACAUGUACGAUCAGAGAGCAGCCCAGACACGGCGUUACCCUCCCUCCGUCUCCUCCUCCCCUCAGAAGGAUAUGCAGCCAAAGAAUGGCUACAGUUCAAUGCAAGCGACGCAAGCCGUGGAUGCUGCAGCAGGCUCUGCAGUCAAGCUGGCCUCUGAUUCGGUCACACAGGCCUCUGUCUCCAGCAUGGGCACUUUGACUGACAGUGGCCCAGGCCCUGCCUCCUUGUUGACCACAUCCAAUCAGACAUCCCUAAGCGCUAUGGGGCACAGUGAAGACAUGCCUCCAACCACCAUGCCCCCUCCUCAGCACAACAAUUCACACCCAUCACAACAGAACAGCCUAGCUCCAUCUUCAGUCCGGACGUCAAACUCAAGCUUAAUGCAUCAGAGCGUAGACGGCGACUCGAGUCUGCACUCUUCCUCCUUCCCUUCCUCCGUCUCAGCCGUGCAGUCUUCAUCGGUCCCCUCCUCUUCCUCGGUUGCGGCGCAGGUGUCACUAGGAGCCCCUCAGCCCCCCUCCAUGGGCUCUGGCACAGUCUCAGCCCCCUCUGGCCUCGGCCCUGUCAGCAGUUUGGCAAUGGGUCUCAACGCUGCCUCCAUGGGCGCCCCGGCUGCAGCAGCUGCUACCAUUUCAGUCUCCACGGCGGCCUCGCUUAUUUCUUCUGCUGCUUCCUCGUCACGCGGCUCUGCAGCAUCCUCAGGGAAAGCACCUCCAAACCUGCCACCUGGAGUGCCCCCUCUACUGCCCAACCCAUACAUCAUGGCCCCAGGACUACUGCACGCCUACCCUCCUCAGGUGUACGGCUAUGAUGACCUACAGAUGCUGCAGACAAGAAUACCGCUGGAUUAUUACAGCAUCCCUUUUGCAACUCCAACAACAGCACUGACCGGCAGAGAGGGCAGCCUGACGAGCAACCCUUAUUCCGGCGAUUUAUCGAAGUUUGGUCGAGGUGAUGCGUCGUCUCCGGCUCCAGCCACCACGUUAGCUCAGACACAGCAGAACCAGACCCAGACGCAUCACACCACACAGCAGCCCUUCCUCAACCCAGCGCUACCGCCUGGCUAUAGCUACACGAGCCUCCCAUACUACACUGGCAUGCCGGGUCUGCCCAGUACCUUCCAGUAUGGACCUGCUGUGUUUCCGGUGGCUCCUACCUCGUCAAAACAGCACGGAGUGAAUGUCGGUGUGAAUGCAUCAGCCACACCCUUUCAGCAGGCUAGUGGCUACGGUUCCCAUGGAUACAGCACUGGCUAUGAGGAUGUGGGCCAGGCUUCAGGGAGUGGGGAUUUCUGUAAGGGCGGAUACGGCACUGCCGUGGCCGCUGCCGCUUCUGCACAAAACAAGCCAGCCAGCUCUGUCAGCGGGCCUGGAGUCGGUGUCUCUGUGACGUCGAGCAACACAGGGGUGCCAGAUAUUUCAGGGUCUGUUUACACAAAGACGCAGUCGUUUGAUAAGCAGGGUUUCCAUGCUGGUACACCAGCAGGUUCAUUCAGCCUGCCAUCGGCUCUGGGGAGUGGAGGACCAAUCAACCCACCUGCUGCGGCUGGCUACGCCCCUGCCCCCUUCAUGCACAUCCUUGCACCGCACCAACAGCCCCACUCUCAGAUUCUGCACCACCACCUGCAGCAGGACGGACAGAGCGGCACUGGACAGCGCAGCCAGAACGCCUCCAUUCAACAGAAGUCUCAGAUCAACAAGUCGGCAUACAACAGCUACAACUGGGGGGCAAACUAACAUCUGCUGUCGGGCCCCACCAACCCCACCCACAACGUUAACAGAAGCAAAGAAGGGGGCUCGUCACUCCUUCUGCAAACAGUCUCCACUUAUAAACCCCCUCUUCCUCCUGCAGAGAUUCCCUCCCCAGUCUCUUAGCCCAGCACUCCUGCAGCUCUGACUGCGGUCAGAGGAGGUGCUGUGCCCAGAGAUCCAGCACUGUAAUGAUGCAUGGAUGUGGGGGGGGGGGGGUCUUAGAAAAGAGGGGAGACAGGAGUAUAAUGGUUAUAGAAACACACCGAAAAGAGGUGAUAUAUUGAGUGUUGGGAAUUUGUAUCGUGUUAACAACCCCACCCCAACCCCUUAUUUUCUUUCACUUGUAUGUAACAUAGAACUGUUUUCUAAAAGAAUGAACGUUUCCUGUAUGGUUGCUCUUUUUCUGUCUCUCCCCCUUUUUUGUUCUUGCUGAUGGGGAGGAAUGAAGUACUAUCUGAAGGUGGGGGGACAGGCUGGUUUUGUAUUUCUCACCCUCAGCUCCCCAUUCCUUAAUUUUGGAGGUAGCUCUUCCCUCCGACACAAAAUACCCAAACACAAUAAUUAGCUUAAUUGCCGUUUUUGUUUCUUUUCAUUUUUAUGUCAUUUUAAGUUUUGAAGAAACAAUUCUCUAAAAUAGGUAGAGUUGUGAAGUUUAUUUUUUACCAAAUAUAUAUAUAAAGACAUAUAAGUGAGCUCACUGGCUUUGACUGUGAGGAAAGUGUGUUUGUCAUGUGACUGCGUGCAUGUUUGUACACACGGGGGCCGCGGGUUGUGUACUGUGCUUUGUUUUCUUCCUAGCACAGGGUUUUUCAUUAUCCAACGUAUGUACAGUAACUGUUCCCAUGAAUUAUAAAUAUGUUGCAUCAAGGUCCCACCCAUUCUGCGAGAUGUUGAGAAUGAUUUCUAAGGCCAAUACACACCCAGUCUGCCUUCCAGUGUGUUUUAUUUUUGUUUGUUUCUGAGGCCCCCCCGCCUCCUCCCCGCUCCACCACCUGUCCCCUAUUGUAAGGAAACCUGCAACAUUGAAAUACUGAUGGACAGAAUUGUACUUUGGGUUUUUUGUCAGUGAUUUAUUUUUCUUUUUGUACUGUGCGUUUUAAAAAAAUUUAAAUGGAUAAACUUGUCUUGUACAUAUAUAAAAAAAAACACAAGUACUGUA
This is a messenger RNA of Labrus mixtus (cuckoo wrasse), 4994 nucleotides long. RefSeq names its product ubiquitin associated protein 2-like (gene ubap2l). The coding region runs from base 209 to 3820 and encodes 1203 amino acids. Gene Ontology annotation, cellular component: cytoplasm; nucleus. NCBI's taxonomy places the organism in Eukaryota, Metazoa, Chordata, Actinopteri, Labriformes, Labridae. The record is from RefSeq and is a predicted model, not a curated record. Gene Ontology annotation, molecular function: protein binding. The transcript is spliced from 30 exons.